CCUCCUCGAAUUACCCUUCUUCCCAUCAUUCCUAACGCACAAACAUGACUCGAACUCAACGCAACAUCUACCCGGCCGCUUUGGCCAAAGACCGCAGCGUCUCCCGCUCCGGCCUUGACAAGUCCCUCCCCAAAAAGGGCGCCGGUGCCGGUAACUGGGGCAGCCUCACCCAGGAGACCGCUGGGUACAUCAGGAACCCCGACACCAUGGACCAGAUCCAGCGUGACGAACGUCGAGCCAGCGAGGACAGCGUCGGGUCCGACAAGCAGAAACAAGCCAAGGUCAAGCCUGCGCCCAAGGCAAGGAGGAUGAGCUCGAUGAGCGACGAGGAGAGGAAAGAUGCCGCCGUCUUUAGGAAGGGAGCUAUGGCUAGACAAGGUCUCGAUCUCAAUGCCAUCGCCAGGACAUCCGGAGCGUUCUCUCAAUCCCCUCCCGAGACCAGCGUCCUCUCUUCGUCCCCCGUCAGGAACAUGGACGCCCUCGCUCAAAAGCUGGGCAAGUACUAGAUUACUACCCGAACCGCCUUCAUCGUCCUACGUUACGGUACGCUACGGUAACAGCAUAGCGAGGGCGGAAAACAGACGUCGCGAAUCCAGCGUCUGCUCGAAUUGGGAAUCGGAAAACGGAUUUAAAUGAACACGACUGCGACUGAAGAAGUGGGCAUGAAAUGUGACGACGACGAAAAUCAGAAUACGAACGACCUCAGAUAGAAAAGCAACAAAGAGAGUUUAAAGAACGGAGUUGAUUCACGAAACGAACCGAAGAAUACGCAGUCCAGAGAAUAAAAAGUUGUAUCGAAGAAAAACAGAAAUAUGCAAUCGAAUGCGGAA
This is a messenger RNA of Filobasidium floriforme, 830 nucleotides long. RefSeq lists its product as uncharacterized. The transcript has 5 exons. The record is from RefSeq and is a predicted model, not a curated record. NCBI's taxonomy places the organism in Eukaryota, Fungi, Basidiomycota, Tremellomycetes, Filobasidiales, Filobasidiaceae. Bases 45 to 506 code for a protein of 153 amino acids.